UUGAUGUCCAUAAAAUGUCAUCGAACGGUUCACAACAAACAAGAUACUCCUAUCUCUAACCUCUUCCAGUCUUCCUUGGACUUUCCAGAUUAGUCGCAUACAUAAACAGGCAACUCCUGCACAGUGUAGGAAGAGUGUGUUGAGGUAGGAAACGAUGUCGUUCCAUUCCUCGCUAUCAACUCUACAGUUCCCAUCUCUCUUAUCCAAAACCAGGAACAUCAGGGGAGACAAAAAACAGGCGGCCGUCUCUGUCAGCUCUCGGUUCAGAGCGUCUACCGAUAUACCUGAUUAUCUCUCGGCUGAUUGGCUUGAAUCUCGUAGGAAGAGACCUUUUGGCCCAAGGCUAAAUUUUAGUGCAGAAGAAGCCGUGCAGCACCAGCUUGAUGCAUUGAAAUAUAAUGAUCAACCACGUCCAGAUUAUGGAAUUGAAGUUAUGUACAGGUUUGCUGGAUUUGACCCAUUUGAGAGAUCAACCUAUUUUGGACCCUUCUUUGAUUUGGGGCAGUUUGAAAGAUUUAGACGUAUUUUUCACCAUUCAACCUACCGUGUUUUGCUUGGGCACAGAGAGAGAAAAAUCCUAAGUAGUUUGUUGGUGAAAGAGAAUAAAUUCAAGCAGCGAGUUUGGAUACGAGGAACUCGCCCAGAGGAGGAAGAAAUAUUUCAAUUUACCAUGGUUCAGAGAGUUGGUGGUUCAUGGGAUGGUUAUUGGCUGACAGAGUCUCUUUUAAAUGAUGGAGAUGCUUUUGCCGGUGGAUUAGCCUACUAACCUGUAAAUGAAGAUGGGACUAAGAUGAUGAGCUCAUUUUAGUCAUGUUGAAGAAUUUCACUGUCUUCCUACUCAGCCUCAGAAUUGUGUACAUAUUAUAAUAAACUAAGGUCAUGUUGAGCCCAACUGAUUCUGUAAAUUAAAGCUGUAUAUAUUAUUCUACAGGGUAAGUUACUAGUGCUUGCUUCUCUUCA
Molecule: messenger RNA, 960 nt
Organism: Manihot esculenta (cassava)
Lineage: Eukaryota; Viridiplantae; Streptophyta; Magnoliopsida; Malpighiales; Euphorbiaceae
Exons: 7
Coding region: 155-766 (203 amino acids)
Source: RefSeq, a predicted model, not a curated record